GUGAUUAUCAUUAAUAUAGUAAUUUACAUUAAAAUAUUAUUUAGACUUGGAAUUGGAACAUGGUUAAUGUUUUACAUCUCAGAUCAAAUUCAUAGAACUUUAAUCCUUUAGAUUUGUUAAAUUUUAUCAAUAAAAGAGUCAAAUGGCAGCAGCAAUUGUGGUUGUUUUACUGGCUUCAUUGCUGUAUAUAUACCCAUCAAAAGCUUGUCACUUUCCUGCCAUUUAUAACUUUGGCGAUUCCAACUCCGACACCGGCACUGUCUCGGCGGUGUUUGGCCGGCUUCCUCCACCUUAUGGUGAGACCUUUUUUGGUAAACCUUCUGGUCGGUAUUCUGAUGGGCGUCUCAUCAUUGAUUUUAUAGCUGAACAUUUGGGAUUACCAUCUUUGAAUGCAUACCUUGAUUCAAUUGGAUCGAAUUUCAGCCAUGGAUCCAACUUUGCUGCAAGUGGGUCUACACUACAGGCAGUAAAUGCCAAGUUAUAUGAAGCUGGUUUUAACCCUUUUUCUCUCAAUUUGCAGCUUUUGCAGUUUGAGCAACUUAAAGACCGAACCGAAGAGCUUCACUCAGAAGCUAAGAACUCCCAGAUCACAAGUAAUCUCCCAAAACCAGAAGAAUUCUCAAAAUCCCUCUACACAUUGGAUAGUGGUCAGAAUGAUCUUCACUAUGGAUUUAUGAAAUUGACAAUGGAGCAGUUAAACACAUCCAUCCCCUACAUAGUUUACCAGUUCUCUCUAUCCAUAAAGAAACUCUACGAAAAAGGUGCGAGGAUAAUUUGGAUACAUAAUACCGGUCCCAUUGGCUGCUUGCCUUAUUUUGUGAUUACCUUUCCACCAAAGGCUGAAGAUACUGAUCAAAUUGGCUGCAUAAAAUCUUACAAUGAGGUGGCUCAAGAAUUUAACAAGCAGCUUAAAGAGGAAGUGUCCAAACUAAGGACUCAACUCUCUGGUGCAGCUCUUUAUUAUGUUGAUAUCUAUUCUCUCAAGUAUUCCUUAAUCAAUGAAGCAGAAAAAUAUGGGUUUCUUAGUCCUUUUAAGUACUGUUGCAAACACUAUGGGGAUAAUGGUCUCCAAUGUUGGAAGACAGAAAUGAGAAAUGGGACUGAAUAUUUUGGGACUUCAUGUAGUGACCCAUUAAAACACAUUAGCUGGGAUGGCAUACAUUAUAGUGAAGCUGCAAACAAAUGGAUAGCCAAUCAUAUUCUUGAUGGUUCAUACUCAGAUCCACCUGUUCCCCUCUCUAAAGCAUGUACCAGUUAGUUCUAGUUCAUAACUUGUAUGAAACUGAAGUUUAUAGCAAAAUGAGAUAUUUUGGUUGUACUAGUUAUGAUCAUUCUACAAUGGCUUUGUCACAAUUGCUGGUAUUGGUGGUCUCGAGUGCUUCCAACUGUUCGAGCUCAUAUGAUUUUGAUGGUAUCCUGUUUAGGACAAGGGUUCAACCUCAGCAUUGGUGAAAGAUUCUUUCAAGCUAUUGUUGUACUAGUGAUGUUGUAUUAUGACAUUAUUGCCUCCUCUACUACAAUUUUGAUUUUUUAGAGAACAUAGCGGCAUAAGUACUUAAAGUUUUGAAUAAUUUUUUAACGGCAAGUACUCAAUGUUUGUAAAACAGUAAUUUUUCAGUUUGGAAGUAACUAAUACUUUAUGUUUUCGUCAA
Messenger RNA from Cannabis sativa, 1652 nucleotides. RefSeq names its product GDSL esterase/lipase At3g27950. The coding region runs from base 143 to 1258 and encodes 371 amino acids. The transcript is spliced from 5 exons. Lineage: Eukaryota; Viridiplantae; Streptophyta; Magnoliopsida; Rosales; Cannabaceae. The record is from RefSeq and is a predicted model, not a curated record. Gene Ontology annotation, molecular function: hydrolase activity, acting on ester bonds.